Messenger RNA from Sphenostylis stenocarpa, 306 nucleotides. NCBI's taxonomy places the organism in Eukaryota, Viridiplantae, Streptophyta, Magnoliopsida, Fabales, Fabaceae. The record is from the annotation of a GenBank genome assembly.
AUGAAUUGGACACGUCAUAGGGAAGUCAAAGAGGCAAAUGAGAUACUUCUGUUUCCAUUUACAAAUAAGAUAGUUGAUGAGAAUGGAAAAAGCAAUGUGAUUUCUGAAGAUUAUAAAAGAAAAAAAGUUGUAAAAGAAGAGGCCCCAACAAGAUCUACAAUCGAUAUCGAGACAACAAUUAUAGAAGUUGAGAACUUUUAUGGGGACAAGGGGCCCAUUUAUCCCCUCACCUUCCAAACAAUGAAGGGACAUGAUAAAGGUGGGGCAAUGAGGGAGAGGCAUUUGGGUGAUGGUGAUGUCACGUGA